AUGACGGUGAAGCGGCGCAAUGGAGGGCGCAACAAGCACGGGCGCGGGCACGUGAAGCCCAUCCGCUGCUCCAACUGCGCCAAGUGCUGCCCCAAGGACAAGGCGGUGAAGCGGUUCCUGGUGCGCAACAUCGUGGAGCAGGCGGCCGUGCGUGACGUGCAGGAGGCGUGCGUCUAUGACGGCUACGCGCUGCCGAAGCUGUACGCCAAGGUGCAGUACUGCAUCUCGUGCGCCAUCCACUCGCACGUCGUGCGCGUGCGCUCGCGCCAGGCGCGCCGCAUCCGCGAGCCGCCCAAGAGGCCCGGGCGCAAGGUGGGUGAAGGCGCUGCUGCUGCUGGUGGGCGGGGAGUGUGGGGAUGUGUGGGGGUUGGAGAUGUGUGGGUGAUGCGUGGGGAGGGGACUAGUGGGACUUAG
Closterium sp. Naga37s-1 is the source of this 414-nucleotide messenger RNA. NCBI's taxonomy places the organism in Eukaryota, Viridiplantae, Streptophyta, Zygnematophyceae, Desmidiales, Closteriaceae. The record is from the annotation of a GenBank genome assembly.